UAUGGGCACUCCUUUUGUCAAAUGAGAGACGCAGUGGGGCGGCCCCUCAGCCGCAGUUUAGCCAAUGGAGAAGGCGAGAUGGGCGGGCUGGGAGUGCCCGGCGGCGGAUCCUCAGCUCUGAGCCGAGGUGCAGUGAGCUGGUGGGGGGACCGCGAGGCGAGCGCGGGAGCCUGGGCGGCGAGCCGGGUGUGAGCUGCCUGAAAAUGCACUCGGAUGCCGCCACUGUCAAUUUUCAGCUGAACUCUCAUCUCUCAACACUGGCAAAUAUUCAUAAGAUCUACCACACCCUUAAUAAGCUGAACCUAACAGAAGACAUUGGCCAAGACGAUCACCAAACAGGAAGUCUGCGGUCUUGCAGUUCUUCAGACUGCUUUAAUAAAGUGAUGCCACCAAGGAAAAAGAGAAGACCUGCCUCUGGAGAUGAUUUAUCUGCCAAGAAAAGUAGACAUGAUAGCAUGUAUAGAAAAUAUGAUUCAACUAGAAUAAAGACUGAAGAAGAAGCCUUUUCAAGUAAAAGGUGCUUGGAAUGGUUCUAUGAAUAUGCAGGAACUGAUGAUGUUGUAGGCCCUGAAGGCAUGGAGAAAUUUUGUGAAGACAUUGGUGUUGAACCAGAAAACGUAGUUAUGCUUGUCCUAGCUUGGAAAUUGGAUGCACAAAGCAUGGGUUAUUUUACUCUACAGGAGUGGUUAAAAGGAAUGACUUCUCUCCAAUGUGAUACAACAGAAAAACUCAGAAAUACUUUGGAUUACUUAAGAUCAUUCUUAAAUGAUUCUACAAACUUUAAACUUAUUUACAGAUAUGCGUUUGACUUUGCACGGGAAAAGGACCAGCGCAGCCUAGACAUAAACACUGCCAAGUGCAUGUUGGGACUGUUAUUAGGAAAAAUCUGGCCCCUUUUUCCAGUUUUUCACCAAUUCUUAGAGCAAUCAAAAUACAAAGUUAUUAAUAAAGACCAGUGGUGCAAUGUCCUAGAGUUUAGCAGAACAAUUAAUCUUGACCUCAGCAACUAUGAUGAAGAUGGAGCAUGUAAGUACUGCCGCUACCAUUCUGCCAUUCAUGUACAUUUCUAUAUCAUCCUCAUUGGGAAAAGCCUCAGCUACAUUAUAUUAUUGUUAUUAUUAUUGUUAUUAUUACUACUGUUUCUCUCUUUCUCUCCAGGGCCAGUUUUGUUGGACGAGUUUGUGGAGUGGUAUAAAGACAAACAGAUGUCCUAGGACUUUAUGCAUAGCAGCAAGAGAGUCACUGUUACCACAGUUUUGUCACCCAUUAGCCAUAAAUUGCUGUUUGUAUCAAAGCGCAUGCUGCUUUUCUUGCACUGUUUCCCUUUCGCAGGGACAUGUUGGUGUUUGCUAUUGAAUUGGCCAGCUCUGCUUGCUGUGUGGCAUUGUUCUCUUGGAAGGCUGCUUUGCAGUUUGUACUUACACUACAGAUUGGUGAAUUUGCAAACGUCCUCACUGUGAUUAUGUGUAUAUUGCUGUUUAAAUUUUGUAUAUGUGUAUAAAAGGAAAAAACUUCACCUAGAGAUUAUUUCUGAAAAAUGUAUUGUAAAAAUAAUUUUGUGGCAUUUCUAGUCCCUUUUUUUGAAUGAACCAAUUAUACUUUAUUUGGUCUCCUAUGUAGCAUUUCAGAAAACAAGACAAAACUGUUAACCGUGAACAAACAUUGCCAGAAUUAACCUUACUGUUUAAGAGGCCAACUUCUGGAAGGAGGUAGGAGUCGUAACUUUUCAGAGGCAUAUGCCAAAUAUCAUUUGGUAUACUUAACAUAUUAGUGUUUUAAAAUGAUGGGUUAUAAUUAUUUGAACAUAUAGAUAUGUAACAUGCCACAAAUCAUUUCCACCACGCAAGGUAUAUAAGUUGUUUAUUUUUUAGUAUUAAAACUAUAGUAGCUUGAAUAUAGGUACCAAUGAACAAAUUCAAAUUGCACCUCUUUUCUUAAAAGAAUGGGAUUUAAACUCUUGUAAACAUUCUUUAACUUUUUUGUUUGUUUUCUUUUUUUCCUUUUGCAUUCUUCUAGCCAGUGAUUGAUCUGCUAAUGCUUUCUUUGCCACUCUUAAGUAAAAUUUAUUUUGCCUCCUCAAUGAAAACCUCAUGGUUUUGCUGGCUAGCUGGCUAUUUAUAACUGCAUCACACUUCUAGUUAUGGCUUGAAUUUUCGGUUAAGCUUUCAUGGUAUGUAAUUUUCCAGCCUUUUGAGAAAACAAGCAUACUAUAAGUGAGGGCUGUUUUGUUUUCCUUGUUUGUUUGUUUCAUGCUAGGCUUUUCCUGUCAGCAUGUCCAUUGCAGGCAGUGGACAAGAAACCACCAGCAUUGAGCUAACCCAGUACAUGCUAGGGCCUGUCCUAGAGGGGCCACUUUUCAUUACCUGAGUUAUUUGUACAGAAGGGCGAUAGCCGUUAUUUUUGUGGAUGAGGAAACAAGAAUAAACAGAAUGGUAUUUUUAGGUUUGUAUUUUAUGUCUUUUUUUUUUUUUGCCAUUCUUGAGGAAAUACAGAGAUGACAUGUUUUCACCCCAACUAUCUGGUGCUAUUGAAUGACUAAUUCUGUCCCUAAAGUUCUGUGAAAACACAAAAGUCUAAUGAUUUGAGUGAGUAAAAGGUAAUGGUGCAUUUGAACAAUGCUGUCGUGGUCAGCAAGAUCUGUGAUUUGAGCAUGUGAUGAUUGGAAAAAGGUUUGGGUUAUUUGGAAGUCUGGCUAAAACUUAUUUUGGGUGACAUGUGAUCCUUUAAAUGGCAUUAAGUGAAUAAAGCACACAGACAGUGCUACUCUUGACCACUAUUUUACCAUUUCUUUGCAAACAGUGUUCACAUUUUCAUAUUUUUUCCCUAAUGAAACCACCAAAGAAAGAAAUUUUGUAUGUAUAUACAGUGUGUGUGUGUAUACAAAAUCAUGAUAUAGUAGAAUGCAACUACUUUCUUUUUCUACCAAACGAGAGGUUUUAUUUGCUGUGAAAUAAACCAGAAGUUUAAAAAACCCUGUAGUGAUUAAGCAUACUUAACCACUUCUUGUUUGUAGAUUCACUUUCAACCUUAAAAAUUAAUACCAGUUUGCAUAAACCAGUAUCUGAAAAGAACAGAAAAUGUUGAUGGCAAGCAACAGCUAUUAAAACUGAUGUGACGGAUACAUUUGUUUUGCAGUGGUGGCUGGCCUGAGCAGGUUUGGAUCUGUGAAGAAUUGAUUCAUUUUCAAAAUUAUUCCAUAAAGUUAAAAAAUUACAUUUUAAAGGCAACAGGUCAUACAGUUGUUUAAAUUUGAUCAACCGUAGCUUUAUUUAAAGCAAAUAUAAAUCAUAGAUGAAGUUAUUUUAAACAUUAUGUUAGAAUAUAGAGAUUUUUUUAAAUGCUAAUAAGCACAGUUAAUUCUAAAAUGAGAGGAUUGUUACAGGAGGGAGAUGUUACAGUUAAUCCGCAAUCAACAUUUUGAUGGUAGGGAAAAAACUGCAUAAAAACUAUUGCAUUAUGUAUGAUAGGAAAGUAAGUAUUCCAAAGGGAUAAUCUUGCAUAUUAAGAAAACUCCAGAUAAUCUUUAAAUUGCCUUGAUAAAUAAACCUCUAUGACUGCUGAGCGGCAGAGUGCUUACCCUUGGUUGUCUUGAUUUUAUAUAGUUAUUUCUAAGGGGAGAAAAGGGUCAGACAGAGUAAUAUGAUACAUUUUCUUAAAAACUUCUCUAAGUUGCACAAAAUUGAACAAUCGUCAAGCACUUAUUUACUGGCUAAUGUUGAAUAAAUUAGGGUGCCUUCAUCUGGGUUUUCUUUAGUACCUAAGUCUACAACCCUUUCUCUUUUUCUAUUGUGUUUCGAACUCCACAUUGCAAUACUCUGUUGUCAUGGAAUACAACCUUUAGAUGUUUACUGCUGAAGUAGGUCAGAAAUUGUAUUAUUUGAUUUGCCUCAAACAUCCACUGUAAUGUUACAUGCACCUUUUUUGAAGCAUGAACUCUGAAUUACGUUUUUAUAAAUCUGGCUAGGCAAACCUAGAUUCUGGUUUCACACAAUGGAUUUAUUUUGUCUCUCAGUCUCCAUUUUAACAGUGCUUUUGAAGUUUAUACAGAAAGCUUUAAAAGUUAGUUUGUGCCCUUGGUUUUUAUUCUUAAAACUGCUAAAAUACCUCUGUAAGCCUUAUCCUUUAUUCUUUCAUAUGUUGUAUAAUAAAUGUAUAGAUUUCAUUGACCAACUAAAAUGUUGGGUGUCUGUAAAUGAGACCAAAAUGUGGGUUGCUUUUUUCAUAAAAUAAUUUCUAUUGGGGGUUACUGUUCAAUGACAGCAGGUAACCUAUAACUGUGAAUGCUUCGUGUCGUCAGUAUUUGCAUUACAUUCAUAAAAGUGUGCAAGUCCUGUGACUCCCAGCUUAACUGAAAUACUGUUAUGCCACCUAACUUGAAUACAGCAAACUGGUUUUAGGUUUCAAUGAAAUUGAUGUAAAAUGAUAUCCCAUAAAUAAAAAGUAUUUGUGUUUGGUUUCAGAA
Messenger RNA from Symphalangus syndactylus (siamang), 4462 nucleotides. It is a transcript of the gene DCUN1D4, whose product is annotated as defective in cullin neddylation 1 domain containing 4. The record is from RefSeq and is a predicted model, not a curated record. NCBI's taxonomy places the organism in Eukaryota, Metazoa, Chordata, Mammalia, Primates, Hylobatidae. Gene Ontology annotation, molecular function: ubiquitin-like protein binding; ubiquitin conjugating enzyme binding; cullin family protein binding. Gene Ontology annotation, cellular component: ubiquitin ligase complex. Gene Ontology annotation, biological process: protein neddylation.